CUCCCCGCCUGAACCCUAGCUAGCUCGUUGCCCGGGGGAUGGUGGCGAAGAAGCCGGCCGCGGCGGCGGCAGCCGGCCCGGAGGCCGAGGAGCGGAAGCGCCUGCGGUCGUUGGCCUUCUCCAAGGGCCUGCUGCAGCGCGGGGAGCCGGCGGCGCCGCGGGCGGCUCUCCCGCCGUCCGGCGCCGUGGCGCGGCUGCAGGGGCGCGACAUCGUGCGGCCAAGGGGCCAGCGCAGGAGCCGCUUCCUUUUCUCCUUCCCCGGCCUCCUCGCGCCCGCCGCCGGCGCCGGCGGCCGCGUCGGGGAGCUCGCCGACCUCGGCACCAAGAACCCCGUCCUCUACCUCGAGUUCCCGCAGGGGAGGAUGAAGCUGCUGGGCACGCACGUGUACCCCAAGAACAAGUACCUCACGCUGCAGAUGACCAGAUCCGCCAAGGGCGUCGCCUGCGAGGACGUCUUCGAGAGCAUGAUUGUGUUUUCCGAAGCCUGGUGGGUCGGGACCAAGGAAGAGAACCCCGACGAGCUCAAACUCGAGUUUCCCAAGGAGUUACAGAAUGCUGCGGAAGAUGUCGAUUUUAAAGGUGGAGCAGGCGCUGCCAGUGGUGAGGUAGUUACAGUAAAUAAACCCAGGAAGCAGGCUGCUGUGCCCCGCACAGCAGAGCCCAGUACGCCAGAGUUUGAAUCUGAUGCUGAUUCUGAGGAUUCCGAUGUUAAGGAUGAGAUUGGCACGCAGACUACGAGUGACACACCUGUUAGGAAGUCUGCCAGAACUGCUGGGAAAACCUUCAAAUUCUCAGAGCUCGCUGGAGGAGAUUCGGCUGACAGUGACACUGAAAUUGAGUUCGCCGAUGACUUGGAUAAGAAGAUGGAGACUGAAGAAAUUAAGGAAGAAAUCCCAGGUGAAGACAUCAAGGAAGAAAUCCCAAGUGAAGACAUCAAGGAAGAAAUCCCAAGUGAAGACAUUAAACCUGAAGAUUCUCCAGCAGAGUCUCUUUCUAUCAAGAAGCAAUCACUUGUUCAGGCGAAUUUGUCUGCCAUGUUUAAAAAAGCAGAAGAAAAAAAGAGACCUACAACUACAAGAAGUCCUAAAGGAUCUCCAGCUACAAAAGGUCCUGCUGCUAAGAAGCAGCGAGCAACUCCAACGAAAAAACAGACACCAGCGAAGAAGGAAGCAAGCGGAUCCAAGAAGAAGCAAAAACCAAAGGUAGACGAAGAUGAAAUUGAAGAGCUCUCGGAUGAUACCUGUCAGGAUGACGAUGCAGGUCCUGUUGCUAAGAAGCAGCGAGGAACUCCGAAGGGAAAACAGUCAGCAGCGAAGAAGAAAGCAAGCGGAUCUGGCAGAAAGCGAAAACCGAAGGUAGACGAAGAUGAAACCGAAGAGCUCUCAGAUGACCCCUCUCAGGAUGAUGACAUGGAUGAUGUCGACGAAGACGAUGAUAGCGAUGAUGACUGGGCCGAGUGAAGGAUUAGGCGGGAGCGACAAGGCCCAGAUCUGGCAUCGCUGUGAAGAGGAUGGAUCGGGGGCGACCCUCCCUCGCGCUGGGUUAUUGUAGCACGCCACGCGGGCAUCCCGGUUCUUUGCGAUGAGCAGUGAGCACUGGCCAUCGUCGUAGUCGAUGUAGAAAGCUUUUAGAGCGUGUGUAACAAGUCUCGUGUAUGUGUAUUACAUGGAUUCAGCUUCUGUUGGUGGUGAAGGAGCUGGUUAUCGUCAGGCAGUUGAUUUGCUAGACGUGUUGUAAUAAUAUAGGAGCAGAAACUGUGAGAUGAUUCACAAGAAUGAUCAGUCGUGGUUUGUUAGAUUGAUUGAAUCGUAUAUAUAUUCUGGUGCAGAGUGGCUUGCCGAACUUUUUAAA
Messenger RNA from Hordeum vulgare subsp. vulgare (domesticated barley), 1851 nucleotides. Its product is annotated as DNA-binding protein RHL1. Gene Ontology annotation, molecular function: DNA binding. The record is from RefSeq and is a predicted model, not a curated record. The coding region runs from base 39 to 1460 and encodes 473 amino acids. The transcript is spliced from 14 exons. Lineage: Eukaryota; Viridiplantae; Streptophyta; Magnoliopsida; Poales; Poaceae. Gene Ontology annotation, biological process: DNA endoreduplication.